Molecule: messenger RNA, 3116 nt
Organism: Zingiber officinale
Lineage: Eukaryota; Viridiplantae; Streptophyta; Magnoliopsida; Zingiberales; Zingiberaceae
Product: probable xyloglucan glycosyltransferase 9
Exons: 5
Coding region: 469-2565 (698 amino acids)
Cellular component (GO): Golgi apparatus
Molecular function (GO): glycosyltransferase activity
Source: RefSeq, a predicted model, not a curated record
UUUCCUUCUCUUCUCAUCGUGAUAAAUUUAUCUCAGUAAUCAUGACGAAACCAUAAAAAUCCUUCCAAUUUGAUCUUAUCCUAUUCUAUUACCCUCUCUAUUGAUUUAUUGCUUGUUUUCUCCUCUUUUCACUUUUCCUCUUCUGGUGGGCUCUGUCGUUCCCGGCCCCUUCUUAUUGCAGGGAAGGAAAGCGGCGAGUUCGCCAGAUUACGAGCUGUGAUCGGAGGAGAGAGAAGCUGCGAGGUGACUUUGAGAGGAAAGUGCACCAUUUGGGGUGGCCUUCUUCCUCUUUCUGAUUUUGAGGUAAAAAGCGGUCCUUUCUUGUUUUUGUCUCGCCGGAGGAAGUCGCAUUGUCUUCGCUGUUGUGUCCCUGCGCUGAUUUUUCGGAUACGUGGAGGAAAUACGUUCCUGACGCCGGUUAUAUUGGAAAGGCGCGAUCUUGGUCGCCUGCGGUAGACGGCCGAGGCAAUGGCGCCAUCGUUUGGGUGGUGGGACAAGGAGGCCCACCGGGGGACGCCGGUGGUCGUCAAGAUGGAGAAUCCCAACUGGUCCAUAGCCGAGAUAUCGUCCCCCGACGACGAUGAGUACGACGCUGGCGGGGGACGUGCUUCGCGGAAGAAGAACGCGAAACAGAUCACGUGGGUCCUCCUCCUCAAAGCGCACCGCGCCGCGGGGUGCCUCACCUCCCUCGCUUCUGCCGCCGUCAGCCUCGCGUCCGCCGUCCGCCGCCGCGUGGCAUCCGGGAGGACGGACUCCGAUGCCGCUGCCACCGCCGCUUCGUCCUCUCCGGCCGAAGAGAGCCCUCUCCUGCGCUCCAGGUUCUACUCCUUCAUCAAGAUCUUCCUCUGGAUGUCCAUCCUCCUGCUGUGCUUCGAGGCCGCCGCCUACCUCAAAGGCUGGCAUUUGAGCGCUGCCGCCUCGCAGAUGCCUCGGAUGGUUCUUCCGACCUCCUUUGCCGUCCGGGUGCUCCUGGAGUCGCUCUACACCGGGUGGGUCAGCUUCCGGGUGGAGUACAUCGCUCCAGCGCUCCAAUUCCUCGCCGACGCCUGCGUCAUCCUCUUCCUCAUCCAGAGCGCCGAUCGCCUCAUCCUCUGCGUCGGCUGCUUCUUGAUCCGCCUCAAAGGGAUCAAGCCUAUCCCCAAGCGUCCCAUCGGAGCCUCCUCCGACGAUGUCGAAUCCGGGGGCGAGGACUACCCCAGGGUGCUAGUCCAGAUACCAAUGUGCAAUGAAAAAGAAGUGUAUCAGCAAUCUAUAGCUGCAGUGUGCAAUUUAGACUGGCCGAGGCCCAACAUUAUGGUUCAGGUUUUGGAUGACUCCGAUGAUCCCACAACUCAAGCAUUGAUCAAGGAGGAAGUGGAGAACUGGCAGCAGAAAGGAGCUCCGAUCGUGUAUCUGCACAGGGAGCUUAGGGUGGGUUACAAGGCAGGUAACCUGAAAUCAGCCAUGAAUUGUAGCUAUGUCAAGGACUAUGAGUUUGUUGCCAUUUUCGACGCCGACUUCCAACCCAUGCCUGACUUCCUAAAGCGGACUGUGCCUCAUUUCACGGACAAUGAGGAUUUGGGAUUAGUUCAGGCGAGAUGGUCUUUUGUUAACAAAGACGAGAAUUUGCUCACGCGGUUGCAGAACAUCAACAUGUGCUUCCACUUUGAAGUGGAGCAACAGGUAAACGGGGCAUUCAUCAACUUCUUCGGGUUUAAUGGCACCGCCGGAGUUUGGAGGAUCAGGGCAUUAGAAGACGCAGGAGGAUGGCUUGAGAGGACCACUGUCGAGGACAUGGACAUCGCAGUUCGGGCUCAUCUCAAAGGGUGGAAGUUUAUCUUCCUUAAUGAUGUGGAGUGCCAAUGUGAGUUGCCAGAAUCAUACGAAGCUUACAGAAAGCAACAACAUCGUUGGCAUUCAGGUCCUAUGCAAUUAUUUAGGCUAUGCUUGCCCAACAUUAUCAGAUCGGAGAUUGGAUUCUGGAAGAAGUCCAACUUGAUAUUUCUCUUCUUCCUACUUCGGAAGCUCAUAUUGCCAUUCUAUUCCUUCACUCUGUUCUGCAUCAUCCUCCCCCUAACAAUGUUCGUUCCCGAAGCCGAACUCCCAGCAUGGGUCGUCUGCUAUGUCCCUGCAACAAUGUCAGUCCUGAACAUCCUACCGGCUCCGAGAUCCUUCCCUUUUAUUGUCCCUUAUCUUCUCUUUGAGAACACCAUGUCGGUGACGAAGUUCAACGCGAUGAUCUCCGGCCUCUUCCAGCUUGGCAGUGCCUAUGAGUGGGUCGUCACCAAAAAGUCCGGCCGGUCUUCAGAGAACGAUCUCGUGUCUAUGACAAAGGCGCCUGAGGAAACUCAAGACUCCUCUGUGCCUGACCUUGAGACCAUCGCAAAUCCUGAUCCCGGACCAAAAAAGAAGUCCAACAAGCAUAACAGGAUUUACCAAAAGGAGCUAGCGCUUGCCUUCCUUCUCUUAACUGCUUCGGCUCGAAGCUUGCUGUCGGCCCAUGGUAUCCAUUUCUACUUCCUUCUCUUCCAGGGGAUUUCAUUCCUACUGGUGGGUCUUGAUCUGAUCGGUGAGCAAAUCGACUGAACUGUCCGAGGUACCCAAAGAAAUUUCGUAUUACCGAUAUUAGCUAGCUCGUCGAGAAGGGAGUGCAGCCCUGGCGACGACUUUCUACAGAGAUUCAGGUAAAAACUUCCUCAUCGUGGAGGCGUAGAUAGUCUCAGUGUUCGUCGACCUGUCGAAUGGCUCAUUCUUUUAUGUGCCAUUCUUUUGCAAGGAAAAUUCGAUGCUCAGAAAGGCUAGGGAAUAAACUUAUAUAGUUGUGCUUCCUACCGUGAAUAUAAUUCCCGAAGAAGAAGAAGAAGAAGAAGAAGAAGAAGAAGAGCUAGCAUUUGCGCCGAUGAGAACCCGUGACAACGGCGAGUUACAUUAACAGUCUAUCAAGUUUAGUCAAUUGCCAGCGAUGAAAAAACUAUACUAAUUGUAUUCUUAUAUGCGAUGUCAUGGUGCCACGAUUGUAUUGUUCAGAAAUUGAAACUCGGUUUAAAUCUUGUUAGUUCGAAUGAAGAGAAUGUAAACAUGGUGGCAUCAUGGAGUGCAUGACUGUUAUAUUUAUUUACCUCAUUCCUUCUGUGUUA